This is a messenger RNA of Paramecium primaurelia, 299 nucleotides long. The record is from the annotation of a GenBank genome assembly. NCBI's taxonomy places the organism in Eukaryota, Ciliophora, Oligohymenophorea, Peniculida, Parameciidae.
AUGGGUUGUUUAUAGUCUAGAAAUCAGUAACUUAUAGAAGAGUAAAAAGAAUAAGCUGCUAUGAAUGAAUAAGAUAAGAGUAUAGAUUAUUAAUCUAUUUAAUAGAUAACAAUUUAGAUUUAGUAAGUUGUCCAUGCUCAGAUAGUAAUAAUAGUUAAAACAAAUCUACAAAUAGAGUAUCAAUUGAAGAAUGUAGAAAUUCAUUUAAUCGAAGUAUUGAUCUAAUGUAAGAUAUCAAUAAAAAAUUGGAAGCAUUUUCAGGAAAUGAUUCUGAUCUAUCAGAUAGUGAAUUAUAAUGA